Molecule: messenger RNA, 4776 nt
Organism: Porites lobata
Lineage: Eukaryota; Metazoa; Cnidaria; Anthozoa; Scleractinia; Poritidae
Source: the annotation of a GenBank genome assembly
AGUCCGACAUCUACAUUACAUGAUAGACACUGUUGCGGGAUACUGAGCUGGACAGCAUUAGAGAUCGAACCUUAUGAGGCCAGUUGUCUUUCCGUCAUCUUGAAGAGGCAUCAACAAGAAGAAAUGAGAAAGAGAGUUCAUGUAAGUAUUGAAAGAAAUACAAUCCUGUGUGUACGGUACAUUUUUUUACUAUCAAAAUCUCCCAAAUAAGAAGAGGAAAUGAGAAAAUCUCUUUUUCUUCCCAUCAACCCUCCAUUACAUUACUCUACCAGUCUUGCACUAAUUGGAAGUGAAAAUCUACUAUCCUUGAGGGAAAAUGAGGGACUACUCGUAGUUUACAAUUUUUGUAGCAGUACCAUGAUGGGCCGUUGCUGAGGUGAUAAUAGGGACCUUAAGAUCCGAGGACGGCGACGGCAGAGAAAACGUCGCUGAAAAAGUGAAUUCGUGUUCUUUCAAUCUUCAUCGCGAUUACUCCAAGUCACUAACUUCUUCAAAUGUAGGCGAACCAUCCUAAAGUUGAAUUCCUAAGAACCAUAGCCAAGUACAGAAAGAGAGAGGAAAUUUAGCCGUCGCUUGUGUACUUCCUCUGUACAACGUUAAAUUAGGUAUUUUCACGUCGUAGUCGUGCAGUGACGGCAAAGAAAUGUACAAAAAAGCGUGAUGCACGUGCAAAAUUGUUGUUUUGCUAAUUAAACCUAUUGCUUUUGUGGCGUUCCCGUUGCCGUCGCCGUCGUCGGAUCUUAAGGUCCCUAAUACGUGGGGGGGGGGAUACUCCGGUAAUUCGGAUGGAAGUGUGCUGCAUGCUAUCUGCAACACGUAACCCAUUUCAGACUAACUGGCACGAUUUGCUAAGCAGUGUAAAUAAAGAUCACUUUAACAAGCACCUUUUGCAACUUAUUUACAAUGUACUUACAGUAACAUCAGCAGACGAUCAAAUAUGUGACAAAAACAUAUUUUAUUUAGUUACUUAGACACGUCCUGGCUUUCUGUAACUACUACUUCUUUUUUUUCUUCUUCUUCUCUGAAGGCGUGAUGGAUUUGUCUUCACCCUUUCGUUUUUCUGCAUUCUUGUUAGCUUUGGGCAAAGGAUAUUAGUAACAGUCAGUACAAGUAGACCCGUAUGCUGACCCAUUUUAAAGGUUCGAUUUCAGUUUAUUAUCGAACAGCGACUGACAGGCUAGCCAUAAUUGUAACACGCACAUGCCCUACCCGCCCCGCUUUCAGAGGUACUAGUUACCCCAGAGCCAACUAUAGACCUGGUGUACAACCAUUUAUCUGAAAAUAAGUUGAAUUUGCGUGUGAAUGAAAAGCUAUUUCAUAUAACAGGAUGAACACCAGGACUGGAUUCGAAAGCAAGUGUUGAGGUACAAUGUUAAUUCAUAAAUGCCUUACUACGAUUAAUUCCUAGUUUUACGACUUUCUUGCAAUGUUAGUUUAACAAGGCUAUUUGUAAGCAAAGGGAUAUCGAGGUGGCCUUUCCCACAAGCAGGAGAGGUCUCGCCAAAAACAAGCUAAACACUUAUGCGAUAGUGCGAUUUCGCACAAUUGACCUCAAAUCGCAUCCGAUCGCCAAAGGCAAGCUAAAAACUUCUUGUAUUUCAGUAAAGCAAAUUAUUGAUAAUGAUGAUGUUGAGGCUAAUCCUCCUCCUCCUUUUCAUGAUGAGAAGGAGGAGGAGGAGGAGGAGGAGAAGGAGGAAGAUAAUCAAGGCGCUGAUGAAGAGAAGAUGACAAUAAGAGAGAAUAACAAUGAUGAUGAUGAUGAUGAUGAAGAGGAACUAAUGAGAGUAUUUACUUGGCGUGUGGAUGGUCAUGAGUACAAGCUACCGAUGAAAAAGAUUUUAGUUUGCUCCAGCUCACAGCAAUCACGACUAGUGGUAAUUACAGUUGAUGUUUUCAAUUUGAGUAUAGUUAAAAAAAAAAAAACUGAACAAAUUUAGGCUCGGCUGAAAUUCAAAUCCUGGACCUUUAUGAUGAUUGGACACAAAUGAAUGGACGGACAGAAAGGAAGAGACUGGCUACUUUACACUCUGGUGGAGUGCAUGAUGGCUAAGAAGAGUAAAUUGGUAUGAAACUAUAAAGCCAAAAAUAACACCAUUGUCAAUUCUUCCUAGUCAAUAAAAAUACACACUUGGCACACACCCAACACAAGAUGAGCAUCCAAGCGAUAGGGAUCUCACGCUUGAUGAAUAAUGCACAUUGAUUUACAUUAUUUUUGUGCCCUCUUUAGUAUACAAGGUUCAGCAGGCACCCUCAUUGAUUUAAAUGAUACUGGCAAAUGUUUGAUUCACCGUCUUUGCUUGACGUUUCCCCUCCAUCUUGUAAAGAAUCCUUUUUAUCUGCACGCCAAACAAAAUAAUUUCUAAACUAGGUAAUAACCAAAGGUUAGGGAGUGCAGGCGACAACGAUCAGAAGUCCAAACGCUUUUGCUUCACGGCUGUGCUUUGCGUUAGUUUCACGUGACAGUUGAUCAAAACACAUGUGAUCAGAUGAUGAGGGGUAGGAAGUCGAAACGCGCAUGAUCAAAUUGCAUUUUGUGCAUUCCAUUCAUACUUAGUGGAAAUCUAAAUGAAUGCUGGCUACAUAUAUGCGACGCAUGCGUUAUAACAACCUGGAGAUUAGGAUUGUGGGCUCCUCUUGUUAUCCACAAUGAAACACAACAACUUACGUGUGCAAGUUAAUCAAAUGCAAGUAAUUGACAGAAGAUCAUCUUAGUUGUAGACACAACAGUUGUAGCAUUCAGUUGUUAAUUUGCAUAUUUUUUAGGGACGUGGCUUAUUCAAACAGAAGCCAGUAGACUUUGAAUGAAAAGUCAAACUUAGCGCUGUCCACACGCAUUUCUAAACUGCAGUAGCUAAGUAAAAACUGUUUGUAAAGUCAAACUGCAGACAUAUGACAUGUGGUUUCAGUUUCUUUUAUCACACAAAGUGCAAUUACUCUAUGUAUGCUAUAAUGGAUAGUUUACUUUGUCUACAUGAAAAAAUUAAUACUCUGACCUGGUAUAUGAACACCUGCUCAUACUGCCGUGAAGGGUGGCAGUUAGUGGUGAUCCACUUUCAAGAUUGCAUCCGCGAAUUCUGCUUCAGUACAGAAACCACUGUGCACAAAAGCCCUAUCUGACAUGGUUUCCAUGCAGGGACAAGAGCUAUCUGUCACUGUAGACAUUAAUUAUUCUACUUUAAGUACAACACAUGCACAAAAUGCAUGUGUCACUAUAACAGUGAACUUUCUAUAGUUACCUGAUGGAUUCCACAACGCACUCUUCACAAAUCUCUUAGAAGCACCCUUAUCAAUCCUUAGAGAUGCUAUGACAAAACAAAUUUUAAAAAAAAUUAUAAUAAUUCUCCCCUCUCUUUAAUCAACCCUCAAACUGCCCCUUAUAAGCUCCCCUACCUGUAAACAAAACAAUACAUCUAAACUUUGUAAAUCAAAAGCAACAGGUCUUGACAAUAUUUCUGGCAAGUUUCUGAGUGUUCUGUGAUUUGAUUUCUGAAUCAUUGUUGUGUCUAUUUAAUUUGUCAAUUAAAAAGAAAAUAUUUGCGAUCAGUGGAAAAGCCCAUGAGUUACUCUACUCUACAAGAAUGAAGGAAAUCGUUCAGAUAUGACUAAUUAUCGCCUGAUAUCAAUCAUCCCAGUGAUUGCAAAGAUUUUUGAACACAUAAUUUAUGAUUAGCUGUAUAAACGCUUGACAGAUAGUAAACUACUGUCAAGUCAUCAAUCCGGCUUUCAUUCUGCUCACUCUACCAUUACUAAUUAAGGCAAUUGAAAGUUGGUCAUUGAAUAUUAACCAGGGCCCAGUCGUUCAAAAGCCGAUUAGCGCUUAACCCGGGGUUAAAUUUAACCCGGAUUUCUUUGUCUGGUGUUCAAAAGCAUUUUAUUGCAUAAUUUUCUCUGUUAUUUUUAAAGCUUCCAAUCAUCAACCUGUAGACAAAAAGAAUUAAAACUGAAAUGCUUUUUAAGCUUUCAAAUCUGAAUUCAAAUCUUGCACUAACCCUGGGUUAUCUUAACCCAGCUUUGAACAACUCAGCACAGGGCAACAUUAAUGCUGUUGUCUUUCUGGACCUCAAAAAGGCUUUUGAUAGGGUUCAUCAUACCGUACUGCUAUUUAAAACUUAACUGUUAUGGUAUGACCGGCCUCAAAGGAGACUGGUUCAGGUCAUACCUUAGUAGUCGUACACAGUCCUGUGCAGUUAACAACUGUAAGUUGGGAAGACAUUUGUUACAAGUGGUGUGCCUCAGAGGACCAUUUUAGGCCCCUUAUUAUUUUUAUUUUACAUAAAUGACUUGCCCAAUUGUUUGCGUCACUCUCAAGCGAAAAUGUACACCAACGAUACCACCAUUACCUAUGCUGGCACUGACAUCAACAAUAAUAUUAAUGAGCGGCUUAAUUAUGAUCUGAACAAGAUCUAUGUUUGGCUUGCAGCUAACAAUUGUGCUAAACAUAAAAAAACUGAGUUUCUACUAAUUGGUUCAAGACAGAAACUAUCUAAUGUAUCGGACAAAAUAAUAUUGUUAUCAAUGACACUCCAGUUAAACAAGUCUUAGUUUCUAAAUUCCUUGUGUAAAAAAUUGACCAGAACCUGAAUUGGGAUGACCAUUAUUAUUCUGAUGUUUUCUAAAAAGAUUGUGUCUGGCAUUAGUGCAAUUAUAAGCACAUCAGAAACUUUGUUCCUUGUGAAACCCUCCUCACUAUUUAUCACGCUCGUGUACAGCCUCACUUCAAUAACUGCAGAGCAGUGUGGGGAAAUUGUUAAUAACGGCCUCUCCGAGAAGCUGUAG